UGGAAUUGUUGUUGAUUGUGCACCGUCACCAUGGAACUUAGGUCUGGAACUAGUACCACCCCCUACAGCAAGGAGCAAGAGGAGAGAGCUGCCGCUAUCCUGCGAGAGAGGAAGGAGAGAAUGGAGAAGAGGGAACUGAUUAAGCAGGCCAAGAUGCUGGCCCUGCUGGAGGAGCAAGAGACAAAGAAGAAGCAGAUGGAGGAGGAGUUGAAGGAGCAGGAGGAGAAGACGGCGGCUAUACAAGAGGUGGGGAAAGAAGAAGAAGAAGAAGAAGAAGAAGAAGAAGAAGAAGAAGAAGAAGAAGAAGAAGAAAAGAAGUAGAGUAAGAAGAGUCAUUGGAGAGAAGGAGAAGGGAAGCUAGCACAAGCAAAGAUAUUGAGAUAGCAAGGAUUGCACAAGAGUUGGCCGCACAUUUGGAG
This is a messenger RNA of Chara braunii, 419 nucleotides long. NCBI's taxonomy places the organism in Eukaryota, Viridiplantae, Streptophyta, Charophyceae, Charales, Characeae. The record is from the annotation of a GenBank genome assembly.